Messenger RNA from Erinaceus europaeus (western European hedgehog), 2538 nucleotides. RefSeq names its product cerebellin 4 precursor (gene CBLN4). The transcript is spliced from 3 exons. Gene Ontology annotation, molecular function: protein binding. The record is from RefSeq and is a predicted model, not a curated record. NCBI's taxonomy places the organism in Eukaryota, Metazoa, Chordata, Mammalia, Eulipotyphla, Erinaceidae. Bases 786 to 1391 code for a protein of 201 amino acids.
GCGUGUGCCCGCUGUGCGCUCUCCUGGCUGCGCGAGGACAGAUAAAGUUGUGCGCAGGCAGGAGAGGAGGACCCUACUAGCAAAGCCGUCCUGCACCUUGGAGUUGAACCCUCCAGUGUGUGAUUUUCUAUGCUGGGGACUUGGUCAGCCGCUGCCUGCCUGCAGACGUCCCAGAGCCACCAAUCCUGGAAAUCUUUGGUUAAGCGAAAGUGGGAGUCGCUAGCGUCCUGGUAAAAAACAGUCUCGCGUUCUUCUCAGCUGGGAAACACCUUCUGCCUCAGUGAUUAGUCCCUGCAGCGGGUCAGAUGCUUACAGGACCGACCUCGGCUCUGCUCAGCUCCCAGCACCCCUGCAGUUUCCUCUGAGUCCCCUCGUUUUUCCUGCUCCGUGGUUCACCUGAGGUUGUCUGGGUUUGGACUGAGAAUGCAUUCCUUUCCCCUUUGAGGCGUGAAUGCGAAGGUUUGGGGGGACUUUUACAUGCCUAAGAACAAGGGUGAGUGCAGGGGCCCCAGGCAGGGCUGAUUCUGGGGCAGAGGAGGGUGGAGUAGGGGGUUCUGCAUGAGCUCCUUAAAGGACAAAGAUAACAGAGCCAGCGAGACAGCGCGAGGGGUGACUUUGACUUCAAACCACAGAAUCGGUGGAAGUGUGAGCGCCAAGGCAGCCGCUGUUCCUGCAGCGCUGUCCAUUUAGCCGCUGGCACCUUCCCGAGCUCGGGGGUCUGGGGAUAAGAAGCGACGCCGGCCAGCAAAAGCGCCAGCCGGCUGCAACUGCCCACGCGGCUCACCAUGGGCUCCGGGCUCCGGGCAUUGUCCGUGGUGCCGGCAGUGCUGUUGGCCUUCACCCUGCCGGGGCUGUCUGUCUGGGCACAGAACGACACGGAGCCCAUCGUGCUGGAGGGCAAGUGCUUGGUGGUGUGCGACUCGAAUCCGGCCACGGACUCCAAGGGUUCCUCUUCGUCCCCUCUGGGAAUCUCCGUCCGAGCGGCCAACUCUAAGGUCGCCUUCUCCGCGGUGCGGAGCACUAACCAUGAGCCAUCUGAGAUGAGCAACAAGACUCGCAUCAUUUACUUUGAUCAGAUCCUAGUAAAUGUGGGUAAUUUUUUCACGUUGGAGUCUGUCUUUGUAGCACCAAGAAAAGGAAUUUACAGUUUCAGUUUUCAUGUAAUUAAAGUCUACCAGAGUCAAACAAUUCAGGUUAACCUGAUGUUAAACGGAAAACCAGUAAUAUCUGCCUUUGCUGGAGACAAAGAUGUUACCCGUGAAGCUGCCACAAAUGGAGUUUUGUUGUACCUAGAUAAAGAGGAUAAAGUUUACCUAAAACUGGAGAAAGGUAAUUUGGUUGGAGGCUGGCAGUAUUCCACGUUCUCUGGCUUUUUGGUGUUCCCCCUAUAGAAUUUGAUUUCUCCACGAAAUGUUUAUCUGGGUGAGGGGCAGCCCACCCCUAAGCUAUUGGAAGAUCAUUUUCUCAUCAGCGGAUUGAUGUCUUUUAUUGAUUUUUCAUGGGUGAAUAUGGAUUCUCUUUAAGGAUUCUAGGCCUGUCCGAACCAAUACAAAGUCUCACAGAUUAUUUUUGUGUGUGUGCACAUUUUCUGAUAUUUGGAUCGAGACUCACAGCAGACAAUACCUAUCUAUGCUUCGGUGUUAACUCUUACAAGCUGUCUGCAAGGUUUAUUCUGAAUUAAUUUCCUGGAAUUACUGAAUUUGUUGCAUCUGUGGAACUUUAUUUAUUUAUUUUUUAAAAGACUGACAACCAAGUCUAAGAAUUAGAAAAGUCUAAAAGUUUGACUUCAAUCAACGAUUAGUGUGUUACUGCCAAAGAACUGUAUACUGUGUUGAUAUAUUGACUACACUUGUUUUUAUUGCUUUGAGAUUAGUUUGUUUUGUUCUUUUAAGGGAGCUGGAAUUUGUUUUUCAGUGACUGGCUUUGUGUCUUCUCUACAAAGAGGGUACUGGAUGGCUUGCCCAUCAGUUUACCCUAUGAGAUCACCUACAUGACUUCCCUAAAAAAAAAAAAAGAAAAAAAAAAUGAAUAUGAAUAAGAAUAAGAAUGCUUCAUAGUUGUAUUUUAAUUAUAUAUGUGAAAGAGUCAUAUUUUCCAAAUUAUAUUUUAUAAUAGGAAAAGAUAGAUCUAAAAAUCUGACAAGAAAAUGUUGGUUACCCAAGUUCUAAGUGCUUAAUCCCCAAACCUCCAUGAAAUAGUUCUCCUCUGUGGGAAAUCUUAUACUUUAUUGCUCAAGUUUAAUUAAUAUGAUUAAUAAUAACCACUAUAUUAAAAACUGAAGAAUUUUUUUCUUUAGACAUGGCCACUUCAUUAACUGGAGAUGGGAUGCCCUUGUUUUUAAUUAUACCUAUUUUUCAAACCUUCUGUUGUGUUUGAAGUAUCAUCUGAUUUUGCCUUAACUCUUUAAAUUGUAUAUAUUUAUCUGUUUAACUAACAUUAAACCCAAUAUCCCAUAUCUAAACUUAGAGUGCAAUAUCUUAUUUUGUCUUUUGUAUAGGUCACAUGAAUCCAUAAAAUUAUUUAUGUCUCUGUUAUAGA